Penicillium verrucosum is the source of this 1044-nucleotide messenger RNA. RefSeq lists its product as uncharacterized. The record is from RefSeq and is a predicted model, not a curated record. The transcript is spliced from 2 exons. The coding region runs from base 1 to 1044 and encodes 347 amino acids. Lineage: Eukaryota; Fungi; Ascomycota; Eurotiomycetes; Eurotiales; Aspergillaceae.
AUGUCGCUCACCACCCUCCGGAAUCUGCGUACCCAAUGGUUCCCGCCCAAACCAGCCUUCACUGAGAAAGAGUUAUCCUCACAGAAUGGUCGGGUUUUCAUCGUGACAGGUGGAAAUGCUGGCGUUGGCCUUGAAUUAUGCAAGAUCCUGUAUGGCUCCGGUGCCACCAUCUACAUGGCAUCAAGAUCAAAGGCAAGUCCCCCCAAAACAAAUCUAGAGCGUGCCGAAAGCGCAAUUCAAUCCAUCGAGAAGGUUGAACCUGCACCAAAAUCGCCCGGCAAGAUGAAGUUCCUCCAUCUUGACCUCAACGACUUGGAAUCAGUCAAGGGGGCUGCGACUACUUUCGCCCAGCAAGAAUCCAAACUCGAUGUCCUCUGGAACAAUGCAGGAACUGGAGCAAACCUAGUCGAAGCCGGCGCCAAAACAGUUCAGGGAUUCGAGGCUAUGGUAGGGAUGCACUGUAUCGCGACUUUACUAUUCACCGAACUUCUGCGACCGCAGCUACGCGCAGCCGCAGCCGCACCCGAGACACCUCGUGGAUCUGUUCGGGUAGUGUGGACAUCCAGCUUUCUGGCUGAGGGCGCGUCGCCACCGAACGGGAUUGAUUUCACCGUGUUGGAUAAGGGAUCCAAAGACCGCACUCGCAACUAUGCAGUCUCAAAGGUGGGAACCUGGAUGCUGGGCCGGGAGUUGGCACGACGAUCCCAAAUCGACCAGGACAACAUUGUGAGCGUGGUGCAGAAUCCAGGCAAUCUCAAUGCGGGCUCCUAUGCGGGGACUCCGGCGGUUGUCAUGUUUUUCAUUAGCCCCUUGCUCCAUGAGGCCAAGUUCGGGGCCUAUACUGAGCUCUACGCCGGUUUAUCAUCCGAGAUCACCCUUGAGAAGAAUGGUGCCUACAUCAUUCCUUGGGGAAGGAUUCGACCGGAUCAGGAUUGUCCACGACGAGAUAUCAUCACGGCGAUGACUUCGGCUGAUGAAGGGGGACUUGGAUAUCCAACCCGGUUUUGGGAGUGGUGUGAGCAGCAGUGGAAGCCCUUUGUGUAA